Molecule: messenger RNA, 1803 nt
Organism: Bactrocera dorsalis (oriental fruit fly)
Lineage: Eukaryota; Metazoa; Arthropoda; Insecta; Diptera; Tephritidae
Product: RNA polymerase II elongation factor Ell-like
Exons: 1
Coding region: 1-1803 (600 amino acids)
Biological process (GO): transcription elongation by RNA polymerase II; positive regulation of transcription elongation by RNA polymerase II; snRNA transcription by RNA polymerase II
Cellular component (GO): transcription elongation factor complex
Molecular function (GO): cis-regulatory region sequence-specific DNA binding
Source: RefSeq, a predicted model, not a curated record
AUGGCAUCAAAUAUUUCUAGCAACUGUUAUUCUGGACACAAAAUCGAUCGUUAUAGUGACAACCGACAUCGUUCUACAGAUGAAAAAGAGAACACCUCGAAAAGUCAAAAUUCAACUGACGUAUCUCGUUGUAGUAUUCGCGAACGACUCAUCCACUUGUUGGCGUUGAAGCCAUUCACCAAGUUGGAGCUAACUUCACGGUUGCAAAAGGAAGGAAUACGUAAUCAUGAGCGCUCGUCCAUUAAUAGCAUACUCAUGGCUAUUGCUCAGCUCCGGAACCAAAUGUACCACCUUCGAGUGCAUAUGUGGUAUUAUGUGAAUGAAAAUUGGCCCUUCUAUACUGAGGAAGAGCAGAACCAAGUCAAGCGGAAUAAGCCAAAAGAUCCAACUCCAUCAGACAAUUCGACCAAGGAAGAGCAGAAUCAAGUCAAGCGGAAUAAGCCACGAGACCCAACUCCAUCAGACAAUUCGACCGUUGGAAGCUCAUGUGAAGUCUCAAAUAGUGCAAACACAUCUGGACUAUCUUGCUGUCAUAUUCGGGAACGACUCAUUCACUUGUUGGCAUUGAAACCAUUCAGCAAAGUAGAGCUAUUUUCACGAUUACGAAAGGAGGGAAUUCGUGAUGAUGACCGUUCGUCCAUUAAAAGCAUACUCAUGGAUAUUGCUUCAGUCCGCAACAAUGUAUAUAGCUUACGUGGGCAUAUGUGGGAAAAUGUGAAUGAAAAUUGGCCUUUUUAUACUGAGGAUGAGCAGAAUCAAGUCAAACGGAAUAAGCCACAAGACCUAUCUCCACCACACAAUUCGAACGACAGCAGCUCGUGUGGGAGCCUGAGUCCAUCUUCAAGUCCCCCACAACAGAUAGACAGUUUGGAAUACGAAUAUUUACCGCCAGCAAAGAAGCAACGUAUAAGUCGUGUCAGCCCUAACAGUAAACAUGACGUCGCCAGCUCUAACAGGAUCGGUAACAAAACUGAUAAUAGUACAACACAGUUCAGUAGCCAUUCGACGAAGAAAGAUUCUGCGUAUCAAAAUAAUUUGUACACGUAUGAUAGUGAUAACACUAAUCGUGUUUUGGUCAGCUCUAACUCAAGUAACAUUACAAUUAACAACCCGACGCAUUGCAAUAACCAUUGGACGAAAAACGAUUCUAAGAAUCAAGAGAAGGACAUUUCGAGAAACAAUGGCGACCAACUUAACCUGAAAAACGAUGGAAAUUCAAAACCCGAAAGUGAUCUGCCAAAGAAGAACGGAAGUUUAACGGACUCAGCAGCACCAGCGACAAGAAAGAGUUAUACAUUGAUUGAUAUGUUCGGAGAUGAUACUGCAAACCCUACAAAGAGAACUACCAAAGAUGGGUCUCAUAAAAGGAAGGCUACAACCUCUGACCUACAGCAACAAACUCAACCUCAACGGAAUUUGACAGAGAGGUUGGUUGAUCUAUUCGGCGAUGAUAUUGCAACACCCCCAAAACAGACCGCCAAUGACCGGCCGCUUAAAAGGAAGAAGGAAACGGACCAUAACCUACACCAACAACAACCUCAACGGAACUCGCCAGAGAUGACUGAGAGUUUGGCGGAGCCGGUGGCACCAGCCCCUAGAAAAGAAUAUAAGUUGAUUGAUCUAUUCGGCGAUGACAUUGCGACCCCUACAAAAGUGACCACCAAUGACCGGGAAAAGCGGCAUAAAAAGGAGUCUUCAGAUCAAAACUUGCGACCCCAAUCGCACUUGUCAAAGAAGAGCGAGACUUUAACAAAAUCCAAGAAGCAAAGAAUGAUUGAAUUAUUUGGAGAGGACUCUGAUUAA